Molecule: messenger RNA, 524 nt
Organism: Mytilinidion resinicola
Lineage: Eukaryota; Fungi; Ascomycota; Dothideomycetes; Mytilinidiales; Mytilinidiaceae
Exons: 4
Coding region: 202-483 (93 amino acids)
Source: RefSeq, a predicted model, not a curated record
CAAACCCUGUCAGCUGUGGCCUCUGCAGUCUCUGAAGUCUACUCACCGUAUCUUCUCGUCCACGUAUCCCGAAAGCACAUCGUCUUGUUGAAGCGUACUCUCUAUCUGUUCACAGAUCCGUCAUCUGCACACAAAGCGAGUACUUCGAAAAGGCAUUUCAGGAGGCAUUUGUGGAGGGAAGCUCAGGGUUGCUUAUAUUCAAUGAUGAUAGUGGAGCCGCCCACUGGAGGGUUUUUAAGUACUUGUACACUGGUGACUAUUCGGACGAUCUAUCGCAUGAUUUCGAAGGAGCUCUGGACAAGCGACUCUUUUCCAGAAUGCAUUCGCGAAGUAUAUACGACUACUCCUGAGAGCGAUUGUGCGAUGCGAUCUGCUGUAGUUAAGGUUGCCAAGAACCACGUAAGAGAACUAGGCAAAAAGUGUCGUUUUUCCAGCGCCUCCAGCGGUCUUCUCAACGCGUCCCUAAACGGGCGGUCUUUUUAGUGUCUGAUGGUUAAGUGGCAUUAUAGCAGGGACGAGAAAUA